This is a messenger RNA of Cooperia oncophora, 453 nucleotides long. The record is from the annotation of a GenBank genome assembly. Lineage: Eukaryota; Metazoa; Nematoda; Chromadorea; Rhabditida; Trichostrongylidae.
AUGCUUAACAACUCCUUAACAUCAGGAUCAGUUGGAACGGGCUGCACGGUGCAGGGUCGCAAUCUGGGCAAGGCACUUCGGAAAGAAUACCGGCAACUAAGCGAUGACGAGAGAAAGCGAUUCCAUGGCGCAGUUCUAGCCAUUAAAAGCAGCGGUGAAUUCGACCGGUUAGCUGCCGUUCAUGCACAAUUUGCGACCAGUGGUGGUGCGCAUUCAGGGCCGGCAUUUCUUCCAUGGCAUAGGGAGUACAUUAAGAGGUUUGAAAUCGCUUUGCGUCAAGUGGAUCCUGAAAUAGCGCUGCCCUACUGGGACUCUACACUCGAUGAGAAUAUGCCUGAUUCCAAGGAUUCGAUCAUAUGGACAAAUGAGUUCAUGGGCGAAACAACUGGUGGAAACGUUGUGGGAGGAGCGUUCCGAGAAUGGCGCACAUUAGGAGGUGAAGAGCUUCCGUAA